This is a messenger RNA of Xyrauchen texanus (razorback sucker), 1041 nucleotides long. Its product is annotated as stonustoxin subunit beta-like. The record is from RefSeq and is a predicted model, not a curated record. Bases 149 to 922 code for a protein of 257 amino acids. Gene Ontology annotation, molecular function: protein binding. The transcript has 4 exons. NCBI's taxonomy places the organism in Eukaryota, Metazoa, Chordata, Actinopteri, Cypriniformes, Catostomidae.
AAACAAACACAUGCGUUGAACAAGUCUGAAUGAGCAGUGCACGCCAUCUCCUUUUAUACCUGUAUGUCCGGGGGGAAGUGCGGCAUGCAAAUUCCACUCUCCAAUUUUCCUUGACCUUUUCUGAAUAAAGCAAAGAUUAUCUGGCUGUAUGGUGACAGAGGUUGGCUGUUGUUUUGUAGCUUCAGCUCUGAGUUCAAACCCCUCACACCUACGAGAGCUGGAUCUGAGCUACAAUCACCCAGGAGAAUCAGGAGCCAUACUGCUCUCUAAGAGACUCAACGAUCCAAACUGCACUCUGGACAAACUGAAUGUGGAUCAUGGAGGAGAGUUCAGGAUUACAGCAGGACCACGCAAAUAUGUCUGUGAUCUCACACUGGAUUCAAACACAGCACACCCUGAACUCAUUCUGUCUGAGGGGAACAGGAAGGUGACACGUGUGAGAGAGCGUCAGUCAUAUCCUGAUCAUCCAGAGAGAUUUUACUGGCAUCAUCAGGUUUUGUCUAGAGAGAGUCUGACUGGACGCUGUUACUGGGAGACUCAAAGGAGUGGGGAUGAUGUUGUUAUAUCAGUGUCAUAUAAAGAAAUCAGCAGGAAAGCAGAGAGUCUUGACUGUGAGUUUGGAUGCAAUAUAAACUCCUGGAGUCUGUGGUGCUUUAAUGACAGAUUCACUGUCUAUCACAAUAAUAACAGAACUGACAUACGUCCCCGUUCAGACGACUGUAAGAGAGUAGGAGUGUAUUUGGACUGUCCGGCCGGCACUCUGUCCUUCUACAGCAUCUCUGACACACACACGCUCACACACUUACACACAUUCAUCUGCACAUUCACUCGACCCCUCUAUGCUGGAUUUGAUCUUAAUUCUUAUUCGUCAGUGAGUCUGUGUGAAACUGAACAUCAGAGACACACACACACAACUGGAUGAGUGAAAUAUACUCACUGUAUCAAUUACACUCAAAUGUUCAAUUACAAAUGAUAUAAAAAUGUCUAUAUAUAUAUAUAUAUAUAUAUAUAUAAAAAGAAAAUAAUGUGAGUGUUAUAAAC